AUGUCUGUUUGCAUUACCAGUGGCCCUGAAAUCUUCCGACUUGACCUUCUCCCUUUGCGAUCAGUUCGCGUCCGAAAAGAUGUCGAUGGCAAAAGGCUGGUGAAAGAAGUUGCCAAGGCGUUGGAGUGGGAUCCAGCCACCACUCGACUGUGGCAGGUCAGCCAUCGUGAAAAGGGAAGCCAUUCGAUUGAAUUUAGCCUGCCCAAACUCACAGAGCCCUGUCUGAGUUCCACGUUGAUAUUUUGGGCCCAACAAGUUCCAGCGAACCCAACUGACGCACCUCCUCUCUCCGUGACUGCCGCAUCACCUCCGACAAGUCGGCUCUUCUUUUUUAAGGAAUUUGCAAAUCGUACUGUCCAUCAAAUUGAACCGGCUUCUUUGCUGGCGCACCUAACCAGAACAGUCGUUGACGGCGAGGUCAUCUUCUUUCAGAUCCACCCCGACUCUCCUAUCCUCUACAAUAGCUGUCUGGUAGCUGAAGAAACAGGCAAAGAUGCCGCCAGUCUGAUUGGCUCUCCACAAAGUCCACCUAUGGCCAGCGCUGUGGUGGAUCAGGAUACCUCCUUCAUCCCCGGUCCCUUGGCUAUGAUGCUCUCUUUCGUCUCUGCAUGCCUAGUUAUUUACCAGCUCCGCUAUAUUGUCUGUUCUCAGGUGGAAAUACUAUUGGUGGAUAAGCUUCGCAAGUCAGAUCCGGGCAUCCUAAUGCGGCUCUCGCCGUCACUUGACUACAAGGCUUUUGCGAAUCUAGUUGCUAAUUACCUGUCCGCUCAGCCGGACAGACUUCAGUUUUUCACGCCGCAACCGAUCUCUGCGCUGAAUCAGGCACAACAGGGAGGAUCGCCCGUCAACUCUGAGGGCCCUGGCGGAAACGGAAGUUACUCUCCCACGGGCGCAACUGAUCUCAUCUCAGUGCAGUCCAUAGCCGCUAAGGCCUCCGGCUUCAGUGGCGCCUCUCCACAGUUUAUUAGUGCAUUGGCUUCAAUCGCGCACCAGGGUCUGACACGGGAGCCGCCGGGUCCUCCAAUUCCGUCCACCAUAUCGGGCACUCUGCGCGAUUUCCUCCAACUUCCUGCCGCUGCAUAUCCUGUUCCAUCACAAGCCGCAGCGACUAACUUUGCCCUCGCAAACGCCGGACAAGACCGUCCACCGCAGCUUAUCGCACGGUAUUCGGGUAUCAGUACCACCACAGCAUCCCCCUUCGGUAAUCUCAGCUUCCCU
Messenger RNA from Dibothriocephalus latus, 1218 nucleotides. Lineage: Eukaryota; Metazoa; Platyhelminthes; Cestoda; Diphyllobothriidea; Diphyllobothriidae. The record is from the annotation of a GenBank genome assembly.